UUUAUACUUUAAUACGUUUACAUUAAAAUAUAGUUAUUAAUUGAAUAUAGCUGUUUUGUUUAAAACUUCCAAUAAACAAUACCAGAAAUUUAAAAAUCAAGAUUUUUAGGUUAGUUUUCAACUUUCAAUACAUUUUGAAUAAAUUUCGAACCAUAAUAUAAUUAUCCUGCGCGCAUAAAAUUGCAGGCGCAGGAGAAUUGAUCUGUUUUUGCAGUGAAAAUGUGAGUGAGUCCAGUAAGGAACGGUUUGUACAAAUAAAACUUUACAUCUGGCUCAUAUAAUGUUAUGGAAAUGUCUCAAUUUACUAUCAUUAUUUGUUGUUUACACGGAGCCCAGAGGUCCACAUCAUCCUAGAGGCGAAAAUAUUGUAAAAAGACAUGUUCAUUACACUCCUAGUAAAAAUGCUAAUGAAAAAUUAACUGAAGAUAUGCAGUUGCUACAUGAUAAGGAACACAUACAGGAACACUUGGAAGAUUUAAUUCCCGACCCGGAUUUUUCAAAAAUGUCCGACGCAGAAUUAGAGUUCUACUAUUUUCAAGUACACGAUAGCGAUAAAAAUUCAAAAUUAGAUGGAUUGGAAUUGUUACAAGCUAUUCUUCAUACUGAUGAAAAUUAUGGGUACCAAGAUGAUGAUGAGGAGCACGUACAACACGAUGAUUCUCCAGAUUUUAAUUAUUAUGUUGAAUUAAUCGAUCAAGUAUUAGAAGAAGAUGACGUCGAUCACGACGGUUAUCUGAGUUACUCAGAGUACGUUUCACAAAGACGACUGCAAAAUAAAAACGCCGUUAAGAAAACGACAAGAUAGUAGCUUCAAAAUUCCAAUUAAUAAAGUGUUUAUAUUAA
Diorhabda carinulata is the source of this 843-nucleotide messenger RNA. RefSeq names its product multiple coagulation factor deficiency protein 2 homolog. NCBI's taxonomy places the organism in Eukaryota, Metazoa, Arthropoda, Insecta, Coleoptera, Chrysomelidae. The transcript is spliced from 4 exons. Bases 281 to 805 code for a protein of 174 amino acids. The record is from RefSeq and is a predicted model, not a curated record.